Helicoverpa armigera (cotton bollworm) is the source of this 3023-nucleotide messenger RNA. Its product is annotated as zinc finger protein 568. The coding region runs from base 68 to 2092 and encodes 674 amino acids. The record is from RefSeq and is a predicted model, not a curated record. Gene Ontology annotation, molecular function: RNA polymerase II cis-regulatory region sequence-specific DNA binding; DNA-binding transcription repressor activity, RNA polymerase II-specific; zinc ion binding. Gene Ontology annotation, cellular component: nucleoplasm; nucleus. The transcript is spliced from 15 exons. Gene Ontology annotation, biological process: regulation of transcription by RNA polymerase II. NCBI's taxonomy places the organism in Eukaryota, Metazoa, Arthropoda, Insecta, Lepidoptera, Noctuidae.
UACAUAUAUUUAUUUAUCUGUGACAGGACAAGACUGAAGAAGCAGACGGACAACGAGAAAUAAGAAAAUGGCUUCGUUUCAAAGUGAAAUAAAAAUUGAAGAAUUAUGUCGAACAUGCCUGUCUAAAGAUAAUGAGUUACACUCAAUAUUUGAUGUUAUUGUGGGAACAACAACCCCGUUAGAUUACAUUAUUACUUCAACAACUGGACUUAAGAUCAGCAAAAAUGAUGGCUUGCCUUCUACAAUAUGCUGUGAGUGUGAAGAAAAGGCUAAAAAGGCUUAUGAUUUUAAGAAGAAAUCAGAAGAAGCCAACAUGUCACUUAGGGGUAUUUUAAAGAAAGAAUGUUCUUUAAUGACAAAAACAUUGGGCCAAAACAAUGCAUCAAGUGUAAAGACUGAAGAUUUGUCAUCACAUGAAAAUGAUGACUAUGUUGAUAGUGAUUUUAACAUUUCUUUAAAUAGUGGCCCAGAUUUGCAAGAAUUGGAGGCUGUAAAAACUGAACAUGAGAUUUUAGAGCGUAAGUCAUGUAUUGUGUGCAAAAGCUGCCUAGUCGUUUUCGAUACACGUGAUAAAUUACUGGAUCACCAGAAAAUAUGCAUAAAAGUCGAGUGUGAUGAAACAAAUCGUACCUUCUGCCCACUUUGUGGUACAUGUUACAAUGGUGCUGAGAAUCUGACGAAACAUAUGUGGGAAUUUCAUGCAGAUCUAAUGGGCCCAAAAAAGAGAGGGAGACCUAAAAAAAUGUUAACCAGUACCAUCCUUAACAAAUUAUCAGAAAAUGGAUUUUGCAUUACGUCAAUGCCUGCUAAAAAGAUUGAAUGUGCAUUUUGCAAGCAUCAUUUUGAAACCAAAGAAGAAUUAGGAUUACAUGCCGUAACUCAUAAAGAGACGAAGGUGCUGCGUUGUCUAGAUUGCAAGAAAAUAUAUCUCGACGCGCAAAAGUUUUAUCAGCAUAUUUGUAUUGAAGAUAAAGCUGGCAUAAAUAAUGUUGAGAAUGAUUCUACGAACACAGAUUCUAAUAAUAAAAAAAAACAACAAAUUGCGUCAGAAAUUACCCUGCGGGAAUUCAUAGAUCCGAACUCAGAUAUGGAGGCUAUCAACUUGCUACAAGUAUGCAGUGUGUGUACCUGCAUAUUGCAAUCGGAAUCGGAUCUUAUUAAUCAUCGCGAUGCUGAACAUCCUGAACUGUCUCAUCGGUGUAACCUUUGUACCAAGGUGUUUGCUUCUUUGCGCUCAGCAGCGCGCCAUAGAAGCAUGUGCAAGCAAAUCGAAAGAAAAUAUAAAUGUAACACUUGUGGACUAAAAUUUGCCUAUGAAAUAUCAUUGAAUAAGCACAUUUUAAGAUAUCAUGAGGGUCAAAGUGUGUCAGUGAAAUUUAUAGAUCCAAAAACCAGACGAGAUGAGCGGCAAUUCCAGUGUGAUACAUGCAGUAGAAGUUUCUAUAAGCGAGACUUACUUGUGAAGCAUACAAAAAUACAUAUGCCAAUAGAAAACUUCUAUGAAUGUGACGUGUGCAAAAAAAAGUUUCACAGAAGUGAUAAUCUAAGAUCUCACAAACGAGUGCAUGAUGUGCACCGCGAAAAACCUUCGUCUAAUAAUUGCUUGUGUCUUUAUUGCGGCCGGAGUUUCUCGAACUCCUCCAAUUUGAUCGUUCACAUGCGGCGCCACACCGGGGAGAAACCCUAUAAAUGUGAUUUUUGUGGUAAAGGUUUUCCAAGGUCUUCAGAUUUACAAUGCCACAGACGAUCUCACACCGGGGAAAAACCAUGUAUCUGUCGUGUUUGUGGUAAAGGGUUUUCGCGCAGCAAUAAGUUGUCUCGUCACAUGCGAGUACAUACUGGACAGCGACCUUACAAGUGCACGUAUUGCGAGAAGGCGUUCUCACAGAGCAACGAUCUCAACCUGCAUAUUCGUCGACAUACGGGCGACCGGCCGUACAUCUGUGAAGUGUGCGGCGACAGAUUCAUACAGGGCACAGCGUUACAGAACCACAGAAGAGCCCACGGCCACUUUCCCGCUCCUCCAGCAGAAGCGCCUUCUGAGGUGCAAGCGAUCACUUAUACAGUUCAAAGUAUAAAUCAUAGUAAUUAGAACUGAUUUGGAGCUGACUCCAUGUAUUUUGAACUUAAGGUAGCGUUAGUUAAAGUUUAAUUUCGCGGCAACCAGGCAAUAAAAUGUGCAAAUGCAACAGCGCAUGUCUCGUUCUCUCGUGCAUUAUGUUUAUGGGUGACGUCACAAAGGAGAGGGUAUGCGCAUUGUUGUGGAGCCCCGGCCCAGAACCCAAAAAUGAGAAAACGUGCUUUAAGUUGACUUUGCUAGGUUAUAAAAUAUAAAAAUGUACACUUGAAGUUGCAACUCACAACGAAGUCCCCAAAAAGUUAUAAAACUUGAGAUAUAUAUAUUUCACAUGGUAAAAUCACAAAUCCGUUAAAUAGGUAAAGGAUAUACAACGUGGUACAAAAGUAUUCAAAAAAGAUAGUAAAUUAUGGAGAUGCGCGGUGUUACUAUAUGACAACUGGGUGACUUCCAUAUAUAAUCACGGACAUGAUAAGAGUGACAAAAGUCACCAGUACGCGCUGGCUAUUAGUGUUUCAUACCGUUUCUGUACAUUGUACUUAAAAAAGCUUAAGUAUGGUAUUCAUAUAAUCUAUGAUCUUACAAAGGGCUUACACAUCAAUAAACAAUUUUUGUUUACAUAUUAUUUCGCGGUAAUUGAAAAAUUGGUAAUACGAUUUAAAAAAUAUGGUUCAUUGACUCCUUUAUAAGUGGGUCUUUAACCCCUCUGCGGUGUUUCGGGUACUUUUGUAACAUUCUGUAUAUUAAUUUUAAAAAGUUAAAAUAAACUUAUAUCUACAACUUAGAACUAAUACAGUGCAUCAAAAAAUUGCUCCUCAUCGCUGUCACUGGGUAAUGUACCCAAAAGAUUGGCAGCAUUGCCACGUUGGAUGGCAAUGCUCAAACUCUGUGCGAAAUAAAUGUAAAUAUUUUGUUUUAAUGAAUUCAAUAAAAUCCUGUAUAUUUA